AGUGUGUGUGUGACAGAGAGAGAGUGCCACUUGCUGUGUAUUUCAACACAAAAGGCAGUACUCUUACUGUUUGGGAUUAUCUGGGGAAAGUGCUUUUGUGUACUAGGCUUUCUCUAUAUUUUUCAGGUUUCUUUUCACUUUUGUAUUGUACAAAUUACUUCUUUGUCUGUGUAGCUUUAAGCUUUAGUGUAAAAUAAAUGGGAUCUGCACACAGAAAACAAAAGAGGAGUUAAAGCCUCCCCCCCCCCAGACACUCAAACAAAGCACAGAGAAAGACAGACCCACAAGGCCAUUCUGUUAUUGCGUUAACUGAUCAUGUGUUGCCCUGCCACUUGCAGGCCUCAUCCUGCCGCACAUAUGUGUGCACCAGGACAUGCCAGGAACAGGAAACACAAGAGAGUCAGCCAUCCAAGCUUCACAGGGCCCGAAUCAGCUGAACCCAUAUUCAGCCCACCGCUGCCUCCAAAUCUCCUCCUCCUCUCCUCCGCCUGCUGGGACCAGUAGGCAGCGCAUCGCCUGCUACUGGGACCUUUCGGCAGCAGCAGCCAGCACAUGUCACUGCAUUUUCAGCACCUUUCAUAUGCAGUGCAGUGCUGUUGCCCUGCUAGGCGCCCUCCUGUGGACAAGACAGGCAAUUGAUUGUCACAACCUUGAAAGGUAUAGAGAGCAUGGAAUGCCAUGGCUGCCCCAAGUGAUGAAGAGGAUUCCAGGGAAGACUGAAAAGCACACGCGGAACAAGGUCUUGGUGCUGGUCAGCUCAGUGGGACUUAUCAUGAAUAAGGAUUUUGUGUCCUAUGAGAAACUGAAGGACCUACUCCUGGAGCUGAAGAUGACACAGGCAGAGCUCCAAAAGUACAGGAUCCUUUCCACAUCAGUUUGUGAAAAAGUUUUCGGCUUCACUCUCUAUAAGCUCCACUACGAUAUCCUUUAUCGAAUGGGGAACCCAAAACCCCAUACGGAGAAAAAGUUGCCUCCAGAUCUUCCCCUGGAGAUGGAGGAAGAGGAUGCACCUGUACUUGAAGAGGAUGAGGAACCUGACCUAUUGCAGACGAGAGCUGUGUACAUGCCCGCUCACACCAGCAGACACUGGACACAGCAGGAAGAGGGAUUUAUCAACCUUGAUCCAACAAUCUCCACUGGCGUGGCAUACAAGGAGUAUGUCGGACAAUGCAAAGCAGCAAGACUACCUGCAAGGUCGUACAAGGGCUUUGGGAGAAAGCGAAGAGACCUUCUCAGGAAUGAAUAGGCAUGCAAGUUGAUUUCCUGUUCUAAUGAUGUCCUUUUUUUAAAUUUUGACUUUAUGUUAGAACUAGCAAUUUCAAAAAAACAACAAAAAAACAACCCACCCCUCUUUCUCUUAUUUUGACUUUAUGCUUAGAACUAGCAAUUUCAACAAAAACAACA
This is a messenger RNA of Oreochromis niloticus (Nile tilapia), 1404 nucleotides long. RefSeq lists its product as uncharacterized. Bases 374 to 1246 code for a protein of 290 amino acids. NCBI's taxonomy places the organism in Eukaryota, Metazoa, Chordata, Actinopteri, Cichliformes, Cichlidae. The transcript is spliced from 2 exons. The record is from RefSeq and is a predicted model, not a curated record.